This is a messenger RNA of Cicer arietinum (chickpea), 1014 nucleotides long. RefSeq lists its product as uncharacterized. The record is from RefSeq and is a predicted model, not a curated record. NCBI's taxonomy places the organism in Eukaryota, Viridiplantae, Streptophyta, Magnoliopsida, Fabales, Fabaceae.
AUAGUGUAGCUUCAAAAGAUAAGAGUAAGUCGUUUCACGCCACACUUCACACCUCAAAUAGCAAUAACACUUUUGUUUCUCAAAAACUUUCCACUCUCUCUCUCACACACACACAUACUACUCUUAAAACAAUAAUUAUACCCCCCAUUUCAUUUUAAAGAACCCCCCCCCUCAUCAUUCUCAUUGUGUUCAAAAAUUAACAUAAUAAUGGGAACACUUCAAAGAACAACAACAUGUUGUUUCAUGAUUGUGUUGUUUUCUCUCAAUGUUUCUAUUGCGGUUGGUUUGAAAGAUUUGAAGAAUCUUAAAACUAACUCCAAAGAUGAACUGAAGUGCACGCCGUGUGGUCAAGUUCCGUCGCCGCCGCCACCUUCUCCGCCACCGCCCUCACCGCCACCUUCUUCCACUAACUGUCCUCCGCCUCCUUCUCCGCCGAGCUCCAGCGGCGGUGGAGGUUCAUAUUAUUACUCUCCGCCGCCGCCCUCUGUUUAUUACUACUCGUCGCCGCCGCCGCCGGCGAGUACCGGAGGUGGAGGUGGCGGGUAUUAUUACCCUCCGCCGAAUGGUGGGAAUUAUCCGACGCCGCCGCCUCCGAACCCAAUUGUGCCUUACUUUCCGUUUUACUUCCACACUCCGCCACCGUCCACGGCGGCUCCUCCGACGUUGAUUGGAUCAGUUCUGAUCUCUGCAUUUUCAAUUUUACCUCUUUUUGUGAUCUUGUUUGGAUAGACAGAAAAAAAGUGAGGGGAAAAUGGAAGGAAGUAAAAUAAGUGCAUGGAAUUUUGCAGAUCUUGAAGUUUGAAAGGGAAAAUGAAAGAAAAAGUGAGGUCAGUGAAAAUGUUGGAAAGUGUACUAAUUUUUUCUCCUUUUUUUUCCCUUGAAUUUCUAAUGGUAAUUAAUGUAGGUUGAUCGAUCUGCAAUUUGUUGACAAUUUAUAAUUGUAUCUAGCAUUUUGAUUUUGUUUAGUAUGAAAAAAGAACAUUUAAAUAAUGAAUAAUAAAGUUUUAUUUAUUU